GGCAGUCUGCCGCGGACCAUUCAUCCCUGCCAUUCGCCGAGCACGCGUCUAAACGCCGUCGCGCGAGCGCCGCCCCCCCAGCUCCCCCGCUCGCGAGAUUUCCCGCGUGACGGUUGCGUCUCACUGAAAAUUACACAUCUGUCUAGUUUUCGCCGUCUGUCUCGGAGUUAAUUUUUGUUACUUGUUAAUUGUUUUUCGGUUUUUCGGUUUUCGUUUUUUUUUUUUUUUUUUACCAUCGUUGUUUUAUUAAUUAUUAAAUUAUUACCAUGAUAUAAUAUACAGUUUACGACCAUCUACUACCACGACCACCACCGCUACUACUAUUACUACUUCUAUAUUAUAUCACUACUAUUAUUACUACUACCACUGUACCAGUACUUCGACCACCAUACCACGAGCUACACGACACAAUACGCGAUCCAAAUUUAAUAAUAUCUCGUUAUUAUAAUACUGGACGGUCGCGAUACGACAACAAUUAUACGCCGUCGUUGUUUCGUGGGAAAACGAAAUUGAACUUUUCAAAGUGCGUCUGUCGGUUUUUGAUUUUGAGUAGUUUUUUGGCUUUCAACCGAUCGGGACCUCAAAGCUGGUUUUAAAUACCGUCGGUAUACGAACGAUUUCGUGAUCACCUUGUGUGCACACCUAUGAGGACGCAGUUGGGGCCCCGACUGUUGGUCGCGGACCUGAAACCGGUUUCGCACUGGAUGGAAACGGCCUCAGUGCCAUCAACGUCACCAUAACACAGAUCGAAGACGAUUUAGCAACAUAUGUUGGCGCCGGUUCCAAGGUGAAAGACAUGACGGCUGUAAAUACUGGGUUGCCUGGGAUCCGGGUGCCGUUGAAGAGCAGCUAUGCGUCGGCCAUGCCCCAGCAGACGGCCGUGUUCAUGUACAGCACCGCGGGUCCGGACGGGCAGACAGUCACGCUGCAGCUCCGCGAGACGGACGAGACCAUCGAGCUGCCCGCGUCCAUGCUGUCGAAGAUGUCCCGGCAAACGGACACGGCCACGCUGUCCAUCAGCUACCAAGACUCGGCGGAGGUGCUCACCGACGGCACAAUCGACCUGCUUCUGGCCACCACGCCACUCCACUCUUCCGGUGAUGGCCAAAGCACAGAUUCACCUGGUUUCGAGCUUUUCGAUUCGGACAACGGCCAUGAUCUCACGCUAUCACCACAAACGUUUACGGCUAAUACCACAGCUGAGUCUUUUCUAGUCAACGACAACUCAAACAGCAUAGGCAUGCCCGUCAAUGAGUCUGACACAGUUGGCAGCUCGGAAGACGUCAAGUCAGCAGAUUUGAGCAAGUUAAAUAUGUCGAGGCGGUCAAAACCGGUGGCGAAAGCUAUGUCUCCCAACAGACAGGGUCCCCAGCAGUGUAUUACCUGCGGGAAAGUGUUUGGGAACGCGUCUGCACUGGCCAAACACAAGUUGACACACAGCGACGAACGGAAGUACGUGUGCAAUGUUUGCAGCAAAGCUUUCAAAAGACAAGACCACUUGAAUGGACACAUGCUGACGCACCGGCAUAAAAAGCCGUUCGAGUGCAAGGCCAGCGGAUGCGGCAAGUCGUACUGCGACGCGCGGUCUCUGCGCCGGCACACGGAGAACCAUCACCACCACCGGCCGUCGUCCAACCAGGGCUCGCCGCCCGCGUCGCCGUCCUCGUCCACGAGUUCCGGUUGCAUACAGUACGCGCCCGCGCCCAUGCCUUCGCCGCCCGGCUCGUCCGCGGCCGCCACGUCCACCACGGCGGCCGCCGGUGCGCCGUCUUCGUCGUCGUCGUCGUCGUCCGCGUCGUCCUCGUCGUCCUCGUCCGCGUCCACCACGGCGGCGUUCGGGUCCAUGUCGGCCAUUUCGGUGUCGACGUCCGCGUCGUCGUCGUCGUUGUCGUCGUCGUCAUCGUCGUCGUCUUCUUCGCCGUCGAUGUCGUCGUCUCUGUCGUCGACGACGUCCUCGUCCGCCGCGCCGCACCACCAACAGCAGCCGCACGACGCGACGCCCAGUCAGCUGCAAAAGCUGCUCAGCGCCGAACCACUGUCGUCGACCGGCGGUGGCGGAGGAGCGCUCCCGUCAAAGAGUGGCCAGUCGGAAACGAGAAAUGCGGCAGACAGCGAGGACAGUUUUACUAAACAGCAGUUUGAUAUUAUUCAACAGAUUAUGCAUCACACCCAACAGCAAAUAGCGACGUCAACUGCCUCGAAAAAUUCGAACCAGAAGAAUUCGUCCAACGCAAAAAAUUGGAACAGUCAACAGACCUCGAACGGCGCAACAGACUCGGCAAACAACAAACAACAGCACUCACAGCCCGCUGCCGUUGCAGUGCAACCCAAGCCGGAACAAAAGCCCGUGGAAUGUAACCUGUGCCAUCGAAAGUUUAAAAACGUACCAGCUCUAAAUGGACACAUGAGGCUGCACGGAGGAUACUUCAAAAAGGAAACUGAUUCAAAAAAAUGGGAAAAAAAAGAAGCAUCGGGUCCACCUCUGCAGACAGCCAGCAUGAGUGUCAGGGCUCUGAUCGAAGAAAAAAUCAUACAAAAAAGGACCACGAAACCAAAUUGUUCAACUCAAAACGGACUAACAUAUUCAAACUUGAGCCGCGAGAAGGAAACCGUGGUACAGCAAGUGGUGAGCAGAAGCACGGCGGUGCACGCGGUGAUGACCACUAGCGGUACGUCGUUCGCGGUGCCAGCGGUUCCAAACACCGCCUCGGUGGUGGACACGACGGUGGGCUUGGCCGACUCCACUGCCGUAGUGUACACGGACGUAAUACUCAAAAAGACCGGAGUGAAGAGGGCGUGCUCGGAUCCGGGAUAUCAGUUCAGUCACAGCAGCACCAGCCCGCAAAUAGAUAUUAAUUACUCCGGUUCACCGUACACACUGAAUCACGGAAACGGCGGCGGCGAAAAGGAAACCGAUAACCGGGGCUAUUAUUCGCCGGGACUCAACGACGAUAUAUUUCCCAACGUACAAGCCGAAACCAUGCUCUUGCAGGCCGUCGACUCCGUGCAGCUGGCCAACACGAUACAGGCUACGGAUAUGCAAGACAUGUCAUGUUUAGAUGAUUACGACGGUAUGACCGAUCUUCAAAACAACGAAGACUUCCAAGCCGUGUUAAAUUCUCCACUUUCGGCCAGCCUGGCUGAUCUAGCGUACAGUUCAGGGCAAACUAUGUUUACAGAUUUAGGUAGAUCACCUCUUCCAUCCCCAAGUUUUACCUACCCUACUCCACCGGCUAGUCAAGAGGGUCAAUCUCCUUCGCUAAAUUUUCAUUCGGUUAUGUCAAACGGUCAUCUUGGUGACUUUUUUUAUUCAUCUGACAUGUCAAGUUCAGAAGCUGUUGAAGCGGCUUUAAGUGAAGUAUUGCCAAAUUUCGAGUCUUCUACAGAUUCGCCUUUAUCAGCCAAUACACCAGUAUCAUCGCCGAUGUCAAUACAUAAUUCAUCCGCUGCACAGUCACCAUUACCUAACCACCAUCAACACACGCUACAGGUAAUGAUGCCAAAUUCAGAAGACCCGUUAUUAUCCAGCAACCCUAAAGAAUUUAGGAAGAAAUUCGAUUACCAAACAUGUCGCUUAUACGGAGUCAAUGGAACCAUGGCCCAAGUGAUUGAUGGCAGUCAGUUUUUAAUCGACAAAAAUGGAGAUUUGAAAUUAGUCCAAGCCAGUUACCAAAAUCCUGGAACCAUGUUCGUCCAAACAGAAGCCCAGUUGAUCGAAAAACAUAUACCAGUUAUCAAACAACAAAAACCAGACAAUAACCAAAACUUUGAAGAUUUGGAUGACAUUUUCCUUAAUCCAUCAAGUAUUCCACCGAAUAUUACACAUCGAUUAAACAGAAAACGCUGUUUUGGAGAAACUAUUACGUACAAACCGUUCCGAUCCAGAUUACGUAGUCAUAGACUAGGGAUGUUAAAUGAACCAACCUUGCAAUUUACUCCGAAACCUAUGUUGAGUCCUUCUAGAAAUGGAAGAGGUCUUUAUUGGCAAGCAGUGACUUCGUGGCCAAGCUCUUCGACUGUCAAAGAGAUUAUUGUUGAAGAUUGUGUAGGACUAGAUUCACCACCAGAGUGUGAUGUACUACCACACAUUAAUCUUGGUCCAAAUUUCCAAGCUAUAAUACCACCAUUAAGCAAAAUCAGACCAAUUCGAGAGCCGUCUAGUGAUUAUUUAUUAUGGGACCCUUGUAUUACAAGUUCAGUUUCUGAUCGAGAAGUCGAAAUGUACAUGGACUUUGCAUGCUGUGCUGCAGUACCAGGUGGUGGAAGAAACAAAGAAUAUGCUUUACAUUUGCUACAUCUCUGCAAAGGAAACGUUCAAGAAGCAAUGUUAAAGUUGAUGCAACCAACGCCGUAUCUCCCACAAGGACAUCCUUUGAUGAAAUUUGAAUACACGGAAUCUGAUCACUGGACACCAAAUGAAGUAUCGAUGUUUCACAAAGCUAUAUUCAAAUAUGACAAAGAUUUUGCAUUUAUUUCGAAAGAGUUGGGUACGAAGACUAUGAAACAAUGCAUACAGUUUUAUUAUUUGUGGAAAAAAGUUUGUCCGGAAGAUUAUAAACAGUUUCAAUUCCAAAGACGAAAGUCGAGGAAUGAAGAUGCAAUGGUCAAUCCGAAAUUAGACAUUCCUGCUAACGACAGUUCGGAGGACCAACAAACUUUCGUUUGCGAAUUCUCAGACUGUUUGUCGACAUUCAGUAACAAAAUAGGAUUAGCAGCUCAUAUGAGGCUACACACAAAUGGAACACCAGAUCGAAGACAAACCCUGACACCAACACAAAUUGAUCCGAAUUAUGAAGAAUUCCCUUGCAAAAUCUGUGGAAAGAUAUUUACCAAAGUGAAGAGUCGAAGUGCCCAUAUGAAAUCGCACCGACCUCCUGACGCUGAACCAAAGAAACCAAAAUUGGACCAAAAUGUCGACUACGGUCAAAUGAUGCAACUCAAGACGGUCGCAACGCCAAUUCAAUUACAUAGACAAUGCUAAGUAAACGCAAGAUCACAUUAAAAAUGAAGCUCAAUUUUAAACAGAGCUCGUACAAUCAAUAAAAUAACCGUGUUUUCAGGGUUUUUACUCUAAAAAAAUGUCCAAGCAAUAUACAUAAAUAAAAUAUAAAUAAUAAUAUAUACACACAUACAAACAUACGUCUGUAUGUGUGCGUAUCACUAAAAAUACUACUAUGCAAAAGUUCUUCCUCGAUGAAUUCUAUAGCAUUUAAAUAAGCAAUAAUCAUCAUGUCUUGGACAAUAAUAAAAAUUCAAACAAUAAAAUGUGCCAAUCAAAUUCACGCUAGAAUCAAAAUGCUCAGUACGAAACAUUACAACUUUCUUUAGUCUCUAAGCUUUUGAAAACUAAAAACCAAAGUUCGUCAAUUAACACAAAACGUGGUCAAAAUAGUUUCAAAUGUAUGUGUAUGUGUGUGUGAGUGUCUGUGUGUAUAUAAAAUAUAGUGUACAUUUCUAACCAGUAAAACAUAUACGUAAUACAAUUUUAAAACACUCAUUUGAGACGCGAAUUUGGUACUUGAAAAAAAAAUUUUAUUUAUAAACUCAUCAUGUUAUUAAUAUAUAAUAAUUAUAGUGCCAAAUAAGAAUAUUUUCCCCUUUGUAUUUUUAUAUCCUGUUAUUAUAAUUUUGUGAAUAUUAAAAAAAAAAAAAAAUACAAAGAAAAACAUUAUCAAGUCGAUGCUCAAAUUCUUUGACUUACAUUUUACAUAUUGUAAACUAAUAUUUAGUUCCAGUCUUCCCUUCCCAAAUAAAAAUCCAAACUUCAAAUGGUAGUGAAUAGCUAUAUUAUUGCUGUUAAAUAUUUAUUCCUAAGUGAAUGUAAAUGAAUACACAUAUAAUAUAUAUAUUUAAUAUUUAUUACCUUACGAUUAAAUCAAUGAUUUAAAAUUAUAUCGAAGAUGCCAUUGGUUCACAAAAGUGUUUAUACAGGCGCUAGUCUUCAUGCAUGUUUUUGAAGCGUUAGAUAAAAAAAUAAAUAUAUAUAUAAAUAAAUACGCGUCGCUUUUAUAUUAUAUAUAAUUCGUAUAAAAAUGUAUAUUUGAGAUGUUAGUGAUUAGGUAGUGGUAUAGUAUAAAAAGGUUUACUCUGCGCCUUUUUAUUGCGCUACUUGAGGGUUUUUUUUAAUGUUAUUUGUUGCCAGUAUUGAUUUUUGUUAUGUUUAUUUACUUUGAAGGGAGCAAUUUUACAUCACUCCCUCUAUCCCUCCCCAAAAUUCCCUUUUUUUUUAUCCGGUCCCAAGCGUUGCCGGUACAUUCCAUCAUUUCCCCCACGUUCGAAUUUUCCGGCUAAACAUUGUGCGCCCACCAAAGGGUAAUAAUAAUAAUUAAAGGAAAUAACGCUAAAAGAAAUUGUUAUAGUUAUUUUAGAUAAGAGUUAUACGAGAUUUAAAAUUAAAAUUAUAUUUAAUGAAUAUAAUUAUCUUAAAUUAUUUAAUAGAAAAAAAAAUAUUUAAAAUAUUUUAGUACAUUCUUAAUAUAUUAUUAUGGUAAAUUUUUAGUAUAGGUCUAAGUUAUUAUGUGUUUAGAAUGUUCGUUGUUGUUUUGGGCUCGAAAGUUAAAGGAAAAAGUUAUUGUAAUUUUUUUUUUUUUCGUUUUUAGUUAAUUUACUGGCUAACUAAUUGUACAUCAGUACAUCUAUACAAUAAGUAUAUGUAACUAAAUAUGUUUGUAAAAAAAAUAGUUAUUUUUCGUUUCAUUUAAACUAUUUCUAUUAAAUGUAUUAUUUUAUCGGUAUUUUAUCGAAUCAUUGUAUACAAUCAACAGUGUAUAAUUUAUUGUACUAUUUAUUUAAUUUAAUUGUUGUGGUCUUUCAAAGAGGAAACGAAUAAAUAAAUAUUAAUUAAUGGUUAUUAACU
Molecule: messenger RNA, 6856 nt
Organism: Metopolophium dirhodum (rose-grain aphid)
Lineage: Eukaryota; Metazoa; Arthropoda; Insecta; Hemiptera; Aphididae
Product: serine-rich adhesin for platelets-like
Exons: 22
Coding region: 797-4981 (1394 amino acids)
Biological process (GO): negative regulation of DNA-templated transcription; regulation of transcription by RNA polymerase II
Cellular component (GO): histone deacetylase complex; transcription regulator complex
Molecular function (GO): transcription corepressor activity
Source: RefSeq, a predicted model, not a curated record